Mercurialis annua (annual mercury) is the source of this 1483-nucleotide messenger RNA. Its product is annotated as polyubiquitin. Gene Ontology annotation, cellular component: nucleus; cytoplasm. NCBI's taxonomy places the organism in Eukaryota, Viridiplantae, Streptophyta, Magnoliopsida, Malpighiales, Euphorbiaceae. Gene Ontology annotation, biological process: protein ubiquitination; modification-dependent protein catabolic process. Gene Ontology annotation, molecular function: ubiquitin protein ligase binding; protein tag activity. The transcript has 2 exons. The coding region runs from base 109 to 1254 and encodes 381 amino acids. The record is from RefSeq and is a predicted model, not a curated record.
AUUAGGUCAUAUGUAGUAUAAAUAGGGGAGGUCGACUCUUAUCAUCUCACAGUUCAAUUUAAUUUGAUUCAUUCAAUUCUACAAACCCUAAUUCAAAAUUAUCUCAAGAUGCAAAUCUUUGUUAAGACCCUUACUGGCAAGACCAUCACCCUCGAGGUGGAAAGCUCCGAUACCAUUGACAAUGUUAAAGCUAAGAUACAAGACAAGGAAGGGAUUCCCCCAGAUCAACAGAGACUUAUCUUUGCCGGAAAACAGCUUGAGGAUGGCCGCACUCUUGCUGACUACAACAUCCAAAAGGAAUCCACCCUUCACUUGGUCCUUCGUCUCAGAGGUGGUAUGCAAAUUUUUGUCAAGACUCUUACUGGCAAGACAAUUACUCUUGAGGUAGAGAGCUCGGACACCAUUGACAAUGUUAAAGCCAAGAUCCAGGAUAAGGAGGGCAUCCCUCCAGACCAGCAAAGGUUGAUCUUCGCAGGCAAACAACUCGAGGAUGGACGUACUCUCGCUGACUAUAAUAUUCAGAAGGAGUCUACCCUUCACUUGGUCCUUCGUCUUAGGGGUGGUAUGCAGAUAUUUGUGAAGACCCUCACAGGCAAGACUAUUACCUUGGAAGUUGAGAGCUCUGAUACGAUUGACAAUGUCAAAGCAAAGAUCCAAGAUAAGGAGGGCAUUCCCCCAGAUCAACAGAGAUUGAUUUUUGCUGGUAAACAGCUCGAGGAUGGGCGCACUCUUGCCGACUAUAAUAUUCAGAAGGAAUCAACCCUGCACUUGGUUCUCCGUCUGAGAGGUGGUAUGCAGAUAUUUGUUAAGACCCUCACCGGCAAGACCAUCACCUUGGAAGUUGAGAGCUCAGACACAAUUGACAAUGUCAAGGCAAAAAUUCAGGACAAGGAGGGUAUCCCACCUGACCAGCAGAGGCUGAUCUUUGCCGGCAAACAGCUGGAGGAUGGACGCACUCUUGCUGAUUACAACAUUCAGAAGGAGUCGACUCUCCAUUUGGUGCUUCGUCUCCGUGGUGGUAUGCAGAUCUUUGUAAAGACUUUGACUGGGAAGACUAUCACCUUGGAGGUUGAAAGCUCUGACACCAUCGAUAAUGUGAAAGCUAAGAUUCAGGACAAGGAGGGAAUUCCACCAGAUCAACAGAGGCUUAUUUUUGCAGGGAAGCAGUUGGAGGAUGGCAGAACCUUGGCAGAUUACAACAUCCAGAAGGAGUCUACUCUGCACCUUGUCUUGCGUCUUCGUGGUGGAUUUUAAGCUGUGAUUUUAGUCAUAUGGAGUUUGAAUGUCUCUUCAUGGCGUGAUGGUUGUUUGUGUUGUUGUGGAUGGUGGUUUGUGUUGCUGGCCAUCAUCUGAAUAACCGAACUCUUUUUAGUCUGCUACUAUAUUUUCAGUUAUGUUUUCAUUUUCGGGAUAUUGAAGUGGCCUUAAUGGCUUUGUUAAUAACAUUUUAAUUCGGUUUCAAUAAUGCUGUAUUUGUGCUCUA